Onychomys torridus (southern grasshopper mouse) is the source of this 1632-nucleotide messenger RNA. RefSeq names its product docking protein 5 (gene Dok5). The transcript is spliced from 8 exons. The record is from RefSeq and is a predicted model, not a curated record. NCBI's taxonomy places the organism in Eukaryota, Metazoa, Chordata, Mammalia, Rodentia, Cricetidae. Gene Ontology annotation, biological process: cell surface receptor protein tyrosine kinase signaling pathway; positive regulation of MAPK cascade. Gene Ontology annotation, cellular component: cytoplasm. The coding region runs from base 286 to 1206 and encodes 306 amino acids.
GCUCCUCCUCCUGGCAGGCUGCCGCCCAGUCAGCUGACGUCGUGCUCCAGUCUCGCCUCCCCGCCACUCUCCCCCAAAGUGGCUGCUGGGCGCCGGCGGCCGCCCACUUUCAGGCUUUGGGGAGACAGGGAAAGGGAUGUGCGCCUUCUGACGUCCGGUCUUACUGCAUCGCCUUGUCAACUUUCACUCCCCCACUCUCUGUCCUGACCCUCUCCACAUCCCUCCUCGAAGCCACUCAGGGUGCUGUGCAGGCUCUGGGGGCAGCAGGGUUGCUGUCUGUCUGGGAUGGCUUCCAAUUUUAAUGAUAUAGUGAAGCAGGGGUACGUGAGGAUCCGGAGCAGACGCCUAGGGAUUUACCAACGAUGCUGGUUAGUGUUCAAGAAAGCGUCAAGCAAGGGUCCAAAAAGGCUGGAGAAGUUCUCAGACGAGCGUGCUGCUUACUUCAGGUGUUACCACAAGGUUACAGAACUCAACAAUGUGAAAAACGUAGCCCGACUGCCAAAGAGCACCAAGAAGCAUGCUAUAGGGAUUUAUUUCAAUGAUGACACCUCAAAGACCUUUGCUUGUGAAUCAGAUCUUGAGGCAGAUGAGUGGUGCAAAGUUCUCCAGAUGGAGUGUGUGGGGACCAGAAUCAAUGACAUCAGCCUCGGAGAGCCUGACUUGUUGGCUACUGGGGUGGAACGAGAGCAGAGUGAGAGAUUCAAUGUGUAUUUGAUGCCAUCUCCUAACUUAGAUGUACAUGGCGAAUGUGCCUUGCAGAUUACAUAUGAGUACAUCUGUCUUUGGGACAUCCAGAAUCCCAGAGUCAAACUCAUCUCUUGGCCGCUAAGUGCCCUGCGGCGGUAUGGACGUGACACCACGUGGUUCACUUUUGAGGCAGGGAGGAUGUGUGAGACUGGUGAAGGGCUAUUUAUCUUUCAAACACGAGACGGCGAGGCCAUCUACCAGAAGGUCCAUUCUGCUGCACUGGCCAUAGCUGAGCAGCAGGAGCGCUUGCUGCAGAGUGUGAAAAAUUCAAUGCUUCAGAUGAAGAUGAGUGAGCGGGCCGCCUCACUGAACACCGUGGUGCCCCUGCCCCGCAGUGCCUACUGGCAGCACAUCACAAGGCAGCACAGCACAGGGCAGCUGUACCACCUGCAAGAUGUCACCAGCCCUCUGAAGCUUCAUCGGACAGAGACUUUUCCCACCUACCGGUCUGAGCACUGACAGCAACUGCCAAGAGCUGUUAGCACAUGUGUGCUGCGCCAGCCACAGAUCCACGCAGGAGGACACAGAGGAACAGCCAGGGAGAGCACAAAGUGAAGAGCAGCUUCGCGUCCUGCUAAUGUGUGUGGCCAUGGGAAACACUGCGAUACAACAUAUGUAUAUAUAUAUAUUUUUUCCCUUCUGUUUUUCUUUUUCUAAAGACACAGUCCUAGCCUCGCCAAAAAUGCUGGAUAAUAUUGACCCACCCCGUGUUUACAGCUCAGACAGAAGGAGUCAGUGUCACUGCUACAGACUGGUUUUCUAUUGUAGACAAGGUCCUCCUUGCGCAUCUUUGAGUCUGUCCUUUUGUGGAUUUGUGUGAUUUUCCUUGUAAAUGUUUCAGUUGUAUGACAGUCAAUAUGGACAAUAAAAUGCCUCUUCAUUAUU